CAAGAACAAGAUCUAGGUUACACUUCACGCCUUGACCGGACUUCUUACUACCCUCAACCCCCCCCCCCCCCCCCCUUUUUUUUUUUUUUUUUUUUUCUUCUUCUUCUUCUUCUUCUUUUAUUCAAUUCAAUGACACUAUCUAUUCCUCUAUCUUUCCCGCGUGGCUAUUUUUCCGCAGUCCGCCUGCACUGAUCAGACACAUACCGCAUCCGCCCCCCCGAUACAUCUACCGCAAAGAGGAUAGGAUAGCAGCGGUAUACGCUUCCAACGCAGCCAUCCCGCAGCCCUCCGAAGGUUCAAUUCUCCAUAACUUGCCUCCAUUGGGCUGAACCUGCACACACGCACCAUGGCCUCCUCAUCCUCGACCUCCUCGCCCGUCAUAGACGAGGCCCACCGCAUCGCCGCCCUGUUUGAAUAUCCCACGGAAGAAGUCAAUCGCGGGGUUAAGGAGUUUAUGCGGCAGAUGGACGAAGGCCUGGAGAAGGAUGGAGCUACUUUGCGCCAGAUCCCGUCGUAUGUAACUUCGGUGCCGGAUGGGACGGAGAAGGGCGUCUAUCUAGCCGUGGAUCUAGGAGGGACUAACUUCCGCGUCUGUUCCGUACGUCUACACGGCGACUCAACCUUCUCUAUAUCACAAUCCAAAAUCGCGAUCCCUCAAGAGCUCAUGGUGACCCAGCAUGGGAAGGAGCUGUUUGCAUUCCUCGCGCUGCAGGUCGAAGAGUUCCUCAAGACACAUCUAUCAGACCACUUCGCAGCACACGUCGAGAAGAAGAGACAGGCCGGCCAAGUCACCGAAACGUAUGCUGAGGACCAAAUCUUCGACAUGGGCUUCACGUUCAGCUUCCCUGUCGACCAACACGGGAUCAACAAGGGCUGCCUAAUCCGCUGGACGAAAGGGUUUGACAUCGACGAAGUCAUCGGACAGGACGUCUGCAAACUGCUACAGGACGCCAUCGACCAGCGCGACCUCCCCGUGCGCGUCGCGGCGCUCGUAAACGACACCGUAGGCACGCUGAUGGCGCGCUCCUACUGCUCCGGCCAGGGCAACAAGGCGUUGAUAGGCGCCAUCUUCGGCACGGGCACCAACGGCGCCUACGUCGAGAAGCUCGCGCGCGUCAAGAAGAUGGACAAAAUAAACCUGCCGGGAACGAAAUACGACAAAACCACCGGCGAGAUGGUCAUCAACAUCGAAUGGGGCAGCUUCGACAACCACCUCUCCGUGCUCCCCAACACCCGCUUCGACGCAGCCCUGGACGCCGACAGCGUCAACCCGGGCAUCCAGAUGUUCGAAAAGCGCAUCUCGGGCAUGUUCCUCGGCGAGAUUCUGCGCCGCGCCCUGCUGGCCAUGAGCAAGGAUCCGGCCGUCAACCUCUUCCGCACCAACGAGGCCGGCACCGCCAUUACCAUCCCGCCGGACUCCGGCCUCUACCACGCCUGGGGCAUCGACACCAGCUUCCUCAGCACCGUCAAGGCAGACCACCAGCCCACCCUAGACGCAACGCGCGCGCAGCUGAAAGGGGAACUCGACAUCGACAACGCCAGCACGCAGGAUUGCCGGGCCGUGAAGAUCCUGGUGCACGCUAUUGGCAAGCGGGCAGCGCGGCUGAGCGCCGUCGCGCUGGCGGCGGUGAUUAUCUCCACGGGCAAGCUGCGAAAUGGGGGCGUGGCGGAUAUUGGUGUUGAUGGGAGUGUUGUGGAGCAUUAUCCUGGCUUUGAGGAGUAUAUGCGCCAGGCGUUUAGGGAGAUUCCGGAGAUUGGGGAGGAAGGGGAGAAGAGGAUUACGUUGGGUGUUGCGAAGGACGGGAGUGGGGUUGGCGCGGCGCUUGGGGCGGUUGUGGCAAGGGAAGCGGCGAAGAGGGCUUAGAGGGAAAAUCUAGAGUAUUUAUAUUGAAGUGGGGCUUUUGUUGGUUUUUGUGUUGAAAGCGAGUUAGAUGUUUUGAUAUAUUUACAUGUACAGACUGUAGAUCCGUGAAGAUCCUUAAGCAUGGUGUUAUUUUUGUCCUUUUACUAUAUAUUUGAAUCUAUGCAUGGAUGUAUGUAUUUCUCCUUACGCUAUGAGAGGGCAUCUCCAUAUUUCACUAACCUAGUUACCUGGACUUGAUCCUGCCAACCUGUCUCCUAUCCAUCCGUCUUAUUCUAUUCUGCAUAUAUAUAUGGCUUGACUGCAGAAGGGUUAACGAGCGGGAGAACGAGGGAAGCUUAGUCUUCGCCGUAUACUGUACAUUGUGAUGAGCCAGUGUCAAACCCAGGUAACGACCACUGAAAUAAUAACAUCUUUCCAGGCGUUGAAGACGUAUGAGGAUGGCAUUACCCAAACUUUUGUAUGCGAGUAUGGCUAUGUAUUUAUUUCCGUUUACUCCGUAUAUGUCUGGGUAUUAGUAUGGGAUGUGUCGAGGGUUUGUGAAGGUUAGUUACUUCAAAAAGGUUAUGUAUAUAGCCAAUACUACUAUAAUUGCAUUAAUUACUUUACUAUCUUAUCCUUUAA
This is a messenger RNA of Blastomyces dermatitidis ER-3, 2485 nucleotides long. RefSeq names its product hexokinase. Gene Ontology annotation, cellular component: mitochondrion; cytosol. Gene Ontology annotation, biological process: glycolytic process; glucose 6-phosphate metabolic process; intracellular glucose homeostasis. Gene Ontology annotation, molecular function: D-glucose binding; mannokinase activity; fructokinase activity. The coding region runs from base 347 to 1864 and encodes 505 amino acids. The transcript is spliced from 2 exons. NCBI's taxonomy places the organism in Eukaryota, Fungi, Ascomycota, Eurotiomycetes, Onygenales, Ajellomycetaceae. The record is from RefSeq and is a predicted model, not a curated record.